UUUCUCUAGUUGUACUGGAAUAGCAAAAUGCGGGGUACCCAACCGCAAAACGAUGCAACAACAACAUGCAGAGGUGAAAGAUGACAGACCAAUGGAUAAAGAGUAAGCGACGAUAGCUGCAUGGUAUCCAGUGCUAUCCGAGCGUCGCGGCGAAUCCAAGUUUGCAAGUGCGGAGUCAUUGACCCAGCCCCUCAUGGAUCCAGACAAUCCGAGUUUGCAUGACAGGUCUCUCAUAUACCAAUGACGUUGUUGCAUCCGAGGCCGUUCCGGACACGGUCCUGGUAUAUAAAUUAGUAGUCGCGAUCCUUUGUCCUGUCGAACAAGAUUCCUUUACUGUCAGUAGUAAAAGUCACGCUUCGCACUUGACAAUACUAUACUAUUCUCCCGAAUACGUACUUGACCACUUGAUCAAUAUGCCGAUGAAACUUGAAGGCAGCUGCCAGUGUGGCAGCGUUGAGUUCACGCUCGAAUCCUCAACCCCAGUUCCCUAUCAACUAUGCGCCUGUAGCAUUUGCCGCAAGGUCGGCGGAUACAGUGGCAGCGUCAACCUGGGCGGUAUUGCCGAUAGCCUGAAGAUCAAGAAGGGAAAGGACUUGAUCAAGAAAUAUUCCGCCGUCAUGGCGAGAGGCACACCGGAUGAGAAGAUCUGUGCGUCGGAGCGGAAUUUUUGUUCCAAUUGCAGCACCAUGCUUUGGCUGUGGGAUCACCAUUGGCCAGAGCUCAUUCAUCCUUUUGCUUCGGCCAUUGACACGGAACUGCCGGUCCCUGAUGAGAUGGUCUGCAUCAUGGAGAGCUCUAAGCCGGCUUGGGUGCGAUGGCCAGAGGGGAAGAAGCAGGUAUUUGAUGGUUACCCAGAGCAUAGCUUGGAAGACUGGCACAAGAAGCACAAAUUGUUCUUCGAAUAAAUGAGACACUUUAGGUGACGAUGAUACGAAGUUUGACAAGAUGUGAACUAUGUUUUACAGAAAAGUGGGAGCAUUGUUUGGAGACUUGAACUCAUUAUCAUUAUCAUUAUCAUUGAAGUAGCUAUCCAUAGGCGAGUGACCUGCACAAUGCAAUGUUAGCAGCUGU
Messenger RNA from Aspergillus eucalypticola CBS 122712, 1071 nucleotides. RefSeq names its product GFA family protein. The transcript has 3 exons. The record is from RefSeq and is a predicted model, not a curated record. Gene Ontology annotation, molecular function: carbon-sulfur lyase activity. Lineage: Eukaryota; Fungi; Ascomycota; Eurotiomycetes; Eurotiales; Aspergillaceae. The coding region runs from base 414 to 905 and encodes 163 amino acids.